UUUAUUUUAAAAAUUCUAUUGCUUUGCAUUUUUUUGAUUAUUAUUUGUUUAUAUAUUGAAGUGAUUAUUUAUCAAACAAAUAAAAAAUCUAAAACUAUAUAUACAAACAAAACCCACGUGGUACAAAUUUAAAAUUAUUCUAAAUUUUCUUAUUAUUUAAACAAUGAUAGGAAAAUAUUAGUCAGUAUUUCUGAAAAUAUAUUUAAAAUAAAUAUAAUUUAAAUAAUAAAUACAUUAUAAAAAAAUAAAAAUUGAAAGUAUGUCAUCGAAAAGAAGAUCAAAUGCUUUUAAGUGGGUAAAAUGUGAUAAAUGUGAAUGUCUUAUUAGUACAGAGGAUAAUGAAAAUCAUUUAGAAGAAUGUCCUCCUCCUAGGGAAAAUUGGAAUUACAGAUUUAUACGAAAUGGUGUUUUACAUAGUUUAGUUGAAGUUUACAAUACAAAGGAUAUAACGGAAAAUAUUAAUGAAGCAGAAGCUAAUAAAAUGAUAUUUUUAUCAACUUCCGCUAUGGAAUUUUGUAAUAUUUCUUUAGGAGACGAUGUACUUGUUAUUGGAGACACUAUUGUUGUUAAAACAGCUUUUCAUUCUAAUAAUUCAAAUGUUGUUAGUGUAUCACUAACAAAAAAUGCUAUAGAAUUAGAUAAACUUGGUUCGCAUAUCAAAGUUCAAAAAUUAAAAAUUACUCCACGUCUCGCUAAGGAGAUUUUUAUCGAAUAUUUGGGAAAACAAUCUUUACCUUCUUUUUCAUCUGAAUUUGAAUUAAUGAUUAAAACACACACUGAUAAUAGUAUUUUUUCCAUUAACAAUAAAAUUUGCAUUCCAUUUUACUGUAGAAAAAUAAUAUUUAAAAUUGUCAAAGUAAAAUUCGAUACUGAUUACGAUGAAGAAGAAAAAGUAACGAAAGAUUUAACAAAAAGUUUCGCUUCAUUGAAUAUAUCUGAAGAUAAUUUACAUCUUUAUAAAGCAAAUUAUAAUACAAAAUGGAUUAUUGAAACAAAAGUGAUGGAGGAGAAUACAAAAAGAAAAAAAUUGAAAUUGAAAAAUAUUGGCGGCUAUGGAAAUCUUAUUUCGAAAAUAAAAAAUUUAAUGGACGAUGCUUUGGGAUUAUGUGGUGAAAUUAGUCAAUUUAAUGCAAUAAAAGGUAUUUUACUCUAUGGACCACCGGGAAUUGGCAAAUCAACAAUAGCAAAUACUUUAAUAUCCGAGUAUAAUGUUAAUUCAAUAACAAUAAGUGUUUUAAAUUUAAUUCCCAAAUCUCACGAGGAUACGGAAAUGGUAUUGAAAGAUUAUUUUCAAGAUGCAAUUAUUAAAGCACCGAGUAUAAUUUUAUUAGAAGAUAUUGAUACAAUUUGUCCAAAAAAAAGUACAACAACAACAGAUCAAGAGAGAAAAUUACUUGCAACUUUAAUUAAUCUUUUCGAUGAAUUACGUUAUAAUAAUGCAAAAAUUGCAAUUUUAGCAACAACAUCGAAAUUAGAAUUUAUCGAUAAUUCUCUACGUAGAGCGGGUAGAUUACAAAAAGAAUUUGAAAUAAAUGUUCCCGAUCGUUUAAUGCGAAAGGAUAUUAUUGAAAAAAUUUUAUCAAAUUUUCCAAAUAAAUUAUUUAAUGAAGAUGUGGAAAAUAUUUCAUCGGUGACACAUGGUUUUGUAGCUGCUGAUUUAGAAGGAUUAUGUUCUGAAGCACGUUCAUGUGCAAAAGAACGUUUAUCGAAAACGGAAAAAUUUUCUAAUAUUGAAAUAACAUUCAAGGAUGUUGAAUAUGCUUUGAGAAAUGUUAAUCCAUCGGCAAUGAAAGAGGCAUUAGUUGAAGUACCAAAUGUAAAAUGGUCGGAAAUUGGUGGACAAAAUGAAUUGAAAAUGAAAUUAAAACAAGCCGUUGAAUGGCCAUUGAAAAAUCCGGAAGUUUUUAAACGAAUGGGUAUUGUUCCACCGAAAGGAGUUUUAAUGUUUGGUCCACCUGGUUGUUCGAAAACAAUGAUUGCCAAAGCACUUGCAACUGAGAGUAAUCUCAAUUUUUUGAAUAUUAAUGGUCCUGAAUUGUUUUCAAAAUGGGUGGGUGAUUCCGAAAAGGCAGUGAGGGAUAUUUUUCGCAAAGCAAGACAAGUUGCUCCGUCAAUUAUUUUUAUCGAUGAAAUCGAUGCUCUUGGAGGUGAGAGAGCAUCUUCUUCAAAGAGCAGUGGAAGUAAUGUUCAAGAACGUGUUUUAACUCAACUUUUAACAGAAUUAGAUGGAGUUACAGCUUUAGGAAAUGUUACUUUAGUUGCAGCUACAAAUCGACCUGAUAGACUCGAUAAGGCACUUUUACGUCCAGGAAGGCUUGAUAGAAUAAUUUAUGUUCCACUUCCGGAUGCUGAAACUCGUAGAGAAAUAUUUUCAAUAAAAUUACAAAAAAUGCCAAUUGCUGACGAUAUUAUUAUUCAGGAUUUAGUUGAUAUUACUGAGGGUUAUUCGGGUGCUGAAAUACAAGCAGUUUGUCAUGAAGCGGCAAUGAAUGCAUUGGAAUUAGAUUUAUCAGCGACAAUAAUAACAAAAGAACAUUUUCGAACUGCAUUAUCAGUUGUUAAACCAAGAACAUCUGUGUCAUUAAUUAAAAUGUAUGAUAAUUAUUCAGCAAAUGAUUUACAAAAGCAGUGACAAUUUUUAUUAUGAUUGACAAUUGUGAUAUUUUUUGUUAUAUACACAAAUUUUGUGUUUAUUUUAUAGAAAAAAAAUAAAUUAUAUUUUAAAUUUA
Messenger RNA from Leptopilina boulardi, 2729 nucleotides. Its product is annotated as ribosome biogenesis protein SPATA5. The transcript is spliced from 5 exons. Gene Ontology annotation, molecular function: ATP hydrolysis activity; ATP binding. The coding region runs from base 260 to 2632 and encodes 790 amino acids. Gene Ontology annotation, cellular component: cytoplasm. The record is from RefSeq and is a predicted model, not a curated record. Lineage: Eukaryota; Metazoa; Arthropoda; Insecta; Hymenoptera; Figitidae.